AUGCCCGACCCGCCCAAACGCAUCAUCAUCGAGAAAUCCCGCACCGUCCGCCGGCGAUACCAGCGCAGCAACAAGCGGUUCCAGUUCACCGCGUCGCAGAUCGCGCAGAUCGAACGCGAGGAGGAGCGCGAGCGCCGGGCGCAGAGCCUGCGCGAGAAGGAAAAGAGACGCAUUGCCAAUAAGAAGAAAAAGGCGGAGAAGGAGGCCAAGGCCCGCGAGGAACGACGACGACUCGGUCUGCCCGAUCCGAAUGCCCCAACCGUACCCUCGAGUCAACCCCUGCUCUUCAACUUCCUGAAGAAAGACCCGCAGCCCGAUACACAGCCUGGCCGUUCAGGUGACGAGACCGAGACGCAUGCCGAGACGCCUGGGAGCGGAUCCAGCGAGGAGGACGAUUGUGAGGUAUCUGGUCUGGAUGACUACGCAUCGGAUGAUACCAUCGUUGCGGACUGGCCAGAGCCCAAGGCUGAUGCCGGUGUGUCUACGGUGACCGGUGGAGGGAAUGAGGGUGACAAACCGGAAGAAGAGAAGGAGAAGGCGCAAGAGAGAGACGACGAUGAGUUUUCCGAUUGUUCGAUUUUCUACGACGAAGACAUUAUCAAGGAGGCCGAAAAGAUGGCAACCGCGCUGGAUGUGGGUAGACAAGAACCUCAGACCAAGCUGUCAAACCCGGGCCCUACAAAACGAGCAUUCUUGAGAGCGGAGUCGUUCCGGGACGAAACUGCCGACUUGCUCGAGGCUUUUGCGCAUGAGAUUAUCGAUUGUCACGAUGGAUUGGGACGGGACCUGGUCCGAUGGAAUGCGGGCUGA
Messenger RNA from Aspergillus terreus NIH2624, 810 nucleotides. RefSeq lists its product as uncharacterized. Lineage: Eukaryota; Fungi; Ascomycota; Eurotiomycetes; Eurotiales; Aspergillaceae. The transcript has a single exon. Bases 1 to 810 code for a protein of 269 amino acids. The record is from RefSeq and is a predicted model, not a curated record.